Messenger RNA from Panicum hallii, 794 nucleotides. RefSeq lists its product as uncharacterized. Gene Ontology annotation, biological process: photosynthesis. Gene Ontology annotation, cellular component: membrane; photosystem II. The record is from RefSeq and is a predicted model, not a curated record. NCBI's taxonomy places the organism in Eukaryota, Viridiplantae, Streptophyta, Magnoliopsida, Poales, Poaceae. The transcript has a single exon. Bases 95 to 451 code for a protein of 118 amino acids.
CUGCCCCGGCCAGCCGCUCCUGCCAUCACACGUACUACACUCCCGACCAACCAAUCCAGCGACGCACGACAGGGAAGCGCUGAGCACAGGACCCAUGGCCGCCACCGCCGUCGCGGCGUCUCUGUCCGUGGCCCGGGGGCUCGGGAAGCCCCUCCGCGCCGGCGGCACCAGCCCGUCGUCGCUCCGCGUCUCGCCCCGUGGCAGGUCGGCCAGCAGGGUGGCCGUCGUCGCCCGGGCGUCGUCCGCGCAGAACCCGGCCAAGGAGUGGGCGGCCGCGGCGGCCAUCGCGGCGGCGCUGGUGCUGCCGGAGGUCGCGGAGGCCGCGCAGCCGGGGAUCUCGCCCUCGCUCAAGAACUUCCUCCUCAGCAUCGUCUCCGGCGGGGUCGUGCUCGUCGCCAUCGUCGGCGCCGUCGUCGCCGUCUCCAACUUCGACCCCGUCAAGCGGGGCUGAUAGCUCCACCACCACAAGCACGGCCGCCGGCCGCGGCAUGGCUGUGCGUAUACCUAUGUACUGAGACUGAGAGCGGUCGAUCUCUCCUCCGUGUGCUUCCGAAUGAACAGCGUCUGAUAUGAUGCGCCAAUCUUUUGCCGUGCAAAUCUCAUUUCCUGCUAGUGAAACCUCGUGUUCAUGGAGAGCCCCCACACGUUCAUCUAGGAUCGAUCAGUUCGAUUUAAGUUUACUGUGGGUCGCCUAGAGUUUCACUUUGCGACACAUGCCGUGUCGGAAUUCAAUCGGGCUAUAGACUGGAGGAGAUCACUGAAGCGACGUUUCUUUAAAGAAAUAAAAUGUUGGG